GUAUGAGAAGUUGUAAGGGGCGUUCACGUUGUUAGUUGGUAGGUUAGGUUGCCUCAUGGCUAGCUGUUCUCUCUGCUCUAUUCUAUUGUAAAUUGAAGACAAGUGAGAGAUUGUUGCGUACACGCGUGUAUCUUGUCAGGCUUUUUAGCAUUCACAUGUCUGCAGUUUGUGUCAACAUUGUCAGAACUUUUUGCCGCCUUCCCAACACUAUGAUUGGAUCGAAAGUUUUACUUUCAACUGCACCGCCAGUUAAAGCACCACCGUCUAACAUGAAGAACCGCUUGGUGUGGGUUGAUUUAGAGAUGACUGGUUUGGAUUUCAACGAACACCACAUCAUGGAGGCUGCUUGCCUGGUCACAGAUAGUGAACUUAACAUAAUAGGUGAAGGUGUUGAUAUCAUUAUAAACCAACCUGAUACUGUCCUAGAAAAAAUGAAUGAUUGGUGCAUUGAGCACCAUGGACAGUCUGGGCUAACUGAAAGCUGCAAGAACAGCAAGAUAUCACUUGCACAAGCUGAAGAUCAGCUGCUGUCUUAUCUAGAGAAACACACCACCAAAGGUACCUGUCCUCUGGCAGGAAACUCAGUCUACAUGGACAGAUUAUUCCUAAUGAAGUAUAUGCCCAGAGUAAAUGACCACUUGCAUUACAGAAUUGUGGAUGUAUCCACAGUCAAGGAACUGUGCAGGCGAUGGGCUCCCAAGACUUACGCAGGUGCACCGAAGAAGAAACUAGCUCAUAGAGCACUGGGUGACAUCAAGGAGAGCAUUCAGGAACUCAAACACUACAAAAUCAAUUUAUUCAAAGAAGAAUAACUCAGCAUAAUCUAGUAAAAAAAAAAACCUACAAAAUGAAUUUGUUAAAAAAAAGGUGAUGGCUGUUGUUUUGAUUUUGUUAUUUGGUGAAUCAUCUGGCAUUAAAAUGUGCUUAAGCUGA
Thrips palmi is the source of this 933-nucleotide messenger RNA. Its product is annotated as probable oligoribonuclease. Gene Ontology annotation, molecular function: 3'-5'-RNA exonuclease activity; nucleic acid binding. NCBI's taxonomy places the organism in Eukaryota, Metazoa, Arthropoda, Insecta, Thysanoptera, Thripidae. The record is from RefSeq and is a predicted model, not a curated record. Gene Ontology annotation, cellular component: mitochondrion. The coding region runs from base 156 to 812 and encodes 218 amino acids. The transcript is spliced from 6 exons.